AUGAAGCUCUCAACUCUUCCAGCGGCUCUCGCUCUCUUCGCCAGCGUUUCCAGGACACACCCUACUGCUCACCCAGGUGACAAUUGUAUCACCCAAUCUCAAGCCGAUAAGUCCGUAGAGCGUUGGAUUGGGGUUGUAACUCGUCAAAACACCGACCUCGGCACCCAAACAGCCACCUUGGACGUCAUCCUGGCCGAGGAUUUCCAGGAACAUUCAAACUCGCCGAGUGAGAUUAGCUUCCCAAGUAAACAAGCUUACAUCAACGGCACACUCGCGUCCAACCCCUACCGUGGUGUCCAGACCAUCGAGAUACUAGUAGCUGGGUGCAACAACAUCUUGUGGCAUUGGAAGUUCACCGAGAUUGGCCCCAAAGGACCCGUGAAGGGGUUCAAUUUGUUUGCCAUGAAUAAAGAGAUGCAGGUCACCCGGCUGCGACUAGAGUUUGAUACGAUCUCUUGGGGCGUCAACGUCGGAUUCAAUGUCACACGGUCUGGUGCUUUCAAUGGCCAGUGA
Messenger RNA from Colletotrichum phormii, 513 nucleotides. RefSeq lists its product as uncharacterized. The record is from RefSeq and is a predicted model, not a curated record. Bases 1 to 513 code for a protein of 170 amino acids. NCBI's taxonomy places the organism in Eukaryota, Fungi, Ascomycota, Sordariomycetes, Glomerellales, Glomerellaceae. The transcript has 2 exons.